UUCGUAUGGGCCGCGUCGUUGCAAUCCAUCAGCACAAAAAAAAAACAGCUCUCCUUCGAAACCCACGCAAUCAUGUUGACUGUCGAGGAAAAAACUGAUAUCCAGCAUGUGGACGACCGACGCGAUUCGAUUGACCCACCAAAGCCGAACCAGAUUGUUCACAUCGACAAUUUCCACGUCUUGGGUUUAAGUCCUGAGGAUGCCGAAUUCUAUACCAAUUUCUCGGAAGUGAAGAGAAAAACGGUGAUUCACAAGGUAGACGUUCGGCUAGUGCCUAUGUUGGCGGUGCUUUACCUCAUUUCCCAUAUUGAUCGGGCCAACAUUGGUAAUGCAAAGAUUGAGGGUCUCGUUGAAGACCUUGGGCUCAGCGGCGUACAAUGGAAUAUUGUACUUUCGGUCUUCUUUGUACCCUACGUUCUUCUCGAAGUCCCCUCGAACAUGCUCUUGAAGAAGUUCAAGCGACCCUCGGUAUACCUUGGCAUCUUGAUAGUAUGCUGGGGUAUCAUCAUGACUAUGAUGGGUGUAGUAAAGAACUUUGCUGGACUGUUGGUGACUCGGAUUCUUCUUGGUAUCUUUGAAGCUGGCUUCUUUCCGGGCGCGAUCUAUCUUUGUUCGGCUUGGUACAUGCCCAAGGACCUCGCAACGCGCAUCUCGUAUUUCUACUGCGCUUCAGCGCUGUCCGGUGCAUUCAGCGGACUUCUCGCAGCUGCCAUCGCCAAAAUGGACGGAGUUGGCGGGUACGAGGGCUGGCGAUGGAUCUUCCUUCUCGAGGGUAUCGUAACUGUCUUCUUGGGCGUUUCGUGCUUUUUCCUGUUGAUUGACUCGCCAAAACUGAGUUCACGUUGGCUUGCGCCCGAGGAGAUCCGUUUCCUUGAGCUACAAAAGUUCAUCAAGGAUGGUGGUAGGCUCCAGGAAGAACAACAACAUUUCCGAUGGAAAGAUCUCAAGAUGGUUUUAUGCAACUGGCGGUUGUAUAUGCAAGCUUACAUCUUACUCUGCAUUUCCGCUUGCUCUUAUGGUACGAAGUUCACCCUUCCAACCAUAACAAAAUCCAUGGGUUUCAACAACACAAAUGCCCAGCUCAUGAGCGUACCGCCUUAUGUUGCAGGCGCGAUCAGCUCAAUUGUGUUUGCUCGCCUUUCUGACCGAUUCUACUGGAGAUUGCCGUUCGUUGCGAUUCCUCUCUCUUUUAUCUUCAUCGGUUACUCCGUAAUCAUCUCGUUUGAUGGUGAGCUGGCCCAGAACAUUGGUCCUGCAUUUUUCGGUAUUAUUCUCACUUGUAUGGGUAUCUAUCCCAUUCAGCCUGCGGGAUCGUCCUGGGCUGCAAACAAUCUCGCGCCUUCUUCCCGCCGCGCAAUCGGUGUCGCAUUCAACAUAUGUGUGGGCAACAUUGGCGGUGUCAUCGGUUCGUAUAUGUACCUGGAGUCCGAGAAGCCCAAGUACUAUACCGGUUUUGGCCUCUCCCUGGCGUUUGGUGCGAGUGGGUUUAUCGUCGCAUUUUUGCUGGAGUUGUCGUACAAGUGGGGUAACGCGAAGAAGGCCAAGAUGACGGAGGAUGAGAUCCGCGCGAAGUAUACGGAUGAAGAGCUGAUGGACAUGGGUGAUAAGUCGCCGCUUUUCAAAUAUGUACUGUGA
Periconia digitata is the source of this 1635-nucleotide messenger RNA. The record is from the annotation of a GenBank genome assembly. Lineage: Eukaryota; Fungi; Ascomycota; Dothideomycetes; Pleosporales; Periconiaceae.